UUUCAACAGCACUGUUUUGCUUGACCACAGCUUUUCAGACGACUAAUACAUAAUGCGAAGGAUGGCGGAAGAGGUUCAGCCACGAACUGAACAAAGUUCGUGGAUAGCAAACUGGCUCCCCUCCUGGUGCCCCACUUCUCCUACUCAGCUGAAAGAUGCAGAGGAAAAAAUGCUCAAAACUGUGAGGCGACCCUACUCCAGGCAGCACAUCCGCAUAUCCAACGGCAACUACCUGUGGACCAUAGCCUUUUCCACCCACCUGCAUCCGAACUCACCGUCUCUCCUGCCGCCUCGCUCCCAGCCCAGGACGCCCGUGGUUCUGCUCCACGGAUUCGGAGGCGGCGUCGGCCUCUGGGCCCAGAAUCUGGACGCGCUGUCCAGCUGCGGACCCGUCUACGCGCUGGACUUGCUGGGGUUCGGCAGGAGCAGCCGCCCCCAGUUCAACACAGACCCCGAGGGGGCCGAGGAGGAGUUCGUGUCGGCCUUGGAGGAGUGGAGGGAGAAGGUGGGCCUGGAAGAGAUGGUUCUGCUUGGACACAACCUCGGAGGAUACCUGUCUACGGCCUACACGCUCAAAUACCCAAACAGGGUGAGACAUCUGCUGCUGGUGGAACCGUGGGGGUUCCCGGCCCGCCCAGACAACCCGAACCACUACUCCAUCCCCGUGUGGAUCAGAGCCAUCGGGGCCGUCAUGAGCCCAUUCAACCCGCUGGCUGGUCUCAGGCUGGCCGGACCUCUGGGUCCGAUGCUGGUCCAGACUAUCCGGUCGGACUUCAAGCAGAAGUACUCCUCUGUGUUCGAUGACAACACGGUGUCCGACUACAUCUACCACCUCAAUGCCCAGACGCCGAGCGGCGAGACGGCCUUCAGGAACAUGACCAUUCCCUACGGGUGGGCGAAGAGGCCGAUGCUGGAGCGGAUCGAUGGGGUCAGAGCCGACAUUCCCAUCUCCUUCAUUUACGGAUCUCGGUCCAGCAUCGACAGCAACUCCGGAUAUGCGGUGAAGAAGACCAGGCCAGAUGCAGAAAUCGUCGUGAUCCGAGGCGCCGGCCAUUACGUGUUCGCUGAUCAACCGGAGGACUUCAAUCACACGGUCCUUCGGAUUCUCGCCUGGACAGAGCGGAAAGGCACAAACGACUAAACGAAGCGGUGAAACGCUGACAGAAGACUCCCCAGAUUGACCAAAGCUGAACCCAGUCCACUACUAGAUAUAUGACCUUCUUCAUCAUGCACUUUAUUUGUUCGAGAAAGAUCCUUGACAAACUGGAGGCUCUCAUCACUCCAAUUCUUCUAAAGCCGACUUCUCUGGGCAAAAAGUUCCAAGAUUUAUUUGAAAUAUUUCUUGUAAAUAAAUGUGAAAUCCAUUUGAUUUCUCUGUACUUGUC
Xiphophorus maculatus (southern platyfish) is the source of this 1385-nucleotide messenger RNA. RefSeq names its product 1-acylglycerol-3-phosphate O-acyltransferase ABHD5-like. Gene Ontology annotation, cellular component: lipid droplet. The coding region runs from base 53 to 1141 and encodes 362 amino acids. Gene Ontology annotation, biological process: positive regulation of triglyceride catabolic process; negative regulation of triglyceride storage. NCBI's taxonomy places the organism in Eukaryota, Metazoa, Chordata, Actinopteri, Cyprinodontiformes, Poeciliidae. The record is from RefSeq and is a predicted model, not a curated record. The transcript is spliced from 7 exons.